CCGCCCUACCACCCAUUGAAUAAAACCCAACGAAUAUCCCCGCGACCCAAUUCGAUCUUCCCUAUACCAUCCCCUAUACCACACACGACGCCAUGUCCAACAUUGACGCUAUUGAUAACAAGGAGGGACAGAGAGUGCACAAUAAGACUCAGUCUGCCUAUGCGUACGAUAAUAAGGCGAGCAGCAUUGCGGCGAGUGCGAUGAGGAAUGAGUUGAAUAAGUUGGCGGAGAGCUGUACUGAUCCUAAGAAGAGGAAGAUCUUCGAGCUCGAGAUGGACAACUUCUUCGCCCUCUUCCGCCGCUACCUCGCUCACAAGUCCCAAAAACCCCUUGACUGGGACGCCAUUAAGCCCCCUCGUGCCGACCAGGUCGUCGACUAUGAGACCCUUUCUGACGCCGACCCCGCAAGCUCUGAGGUCAAGGGUUUCUUGGACAAGUUGGCUGUGUUGAAGUUGAACGGAGGAUUGGGUACUACUAUGGGAUGUGUGGGUCCCAAGUCUGUUAUUGAGGUUAGGGAGGGAAACACUUUCUUGGAUCUGAGUGUUAGGCAGAUUGAGUACUUGAACAGGAAGUACGAUGCCAACGUUCCUUUCGUUCUCAUGAACUCUUUCAACACUGACGACGACACCGCUCGCGUCAUCAAGAAGUACGAGGGUCACAACAUCGAUAUCCUCACCUUCAACCAGUCCCGCUACCCCCGCGUCAACCGCGAAACCAACCUCCCCGUUCCCCGCUCCUACGACUCCGCUAUCAACGAGUGGUACCCCCCCGGUCACGGUGACAUCUUCGAGUCCCUUGCCAACUCUGGCUUGUUGGACACCCUCAUUUCCCAGGGUAAGGAGAUCUUGUUCGUUUCCAACGUUGACAACUUGGGUGCUGUUGUUGACUUGAACAUCCUUUCCCACAUGGCCGAGUCUGGCGCUGAGUACAUCAUGGAGUUGACUGACAAGACCAAGGCCGAUGUCAAGGGUGGUACCAUUAUCGAGUACGAGGGCUCCGUCCGUCUUCUCGAGAUCGCUCAGGUUCCUUCCCAGCACGUUGAGGAGUUCAAGUCCAUCAAGAAGUUCAAGUACUUCAACACCAACAACAUCUGGCUCUCCCUCCCCGCCAUCAAGCGCGUCGUCGAGAACCAGGAGUUGCAGUUGGAGAUCAUCCCUAACUACAAGUCCAUCCCUGCCGACAAGAAGGGCGAGUCUGACAUUAACAUCAUCCAGCUCGAGACUGCCGUCGGUGAUGCCAUUAAGCACUUCAAGGGCGCACACGGUGUCAACGUCCCCCGUCGCCGAUUCUUGCCUGUCAAGACUUGCUCUGACCUCCUCCUCGUCAAGUCUGAUCUCUACUCCCUUGACCACGGACAGCUCGUCAUGGCUCCCUCCCGUUUCGGUCCUGCACCCUUGGUCAAGCUCGGUCCUCAAUACAAGAAGGUCUCUGACUUCCAGAAGAGGAUCCCUGCUAUCCCCAAGAUUGUCGAGUUGGAUCAUUUGACCGUUACUGGUGAUGUUGUCUUUGGUCGUGGUGUUCAGUUGAAGGGAACGGUUAUUAUCGUGUGCAAUGAUGGUGAGAGGAUUGAUAUCCCUCCUGGCAGUGUUUUGGAGAAUGUUGUCGUUACUGGUACCUUGAAGUUGUUGGAGCACUAG
Molecule: messenger RNA, 1637 nt
Organism: Saitoella complicata NRRL Y-17804
Lineage: Eukaryota; Fungi; Ascomycota; Saitoellomycetes; Saitoellales; Saitoellaceae
Product: UTP-glucose-1-phosphate uridylyltransferase
Exons: 3
Coding region: 93-1637 (514 amino acids)
Biological process (GO): UDP-alpha-D-glucose metabolic process; glycogen metabolic process
Cellular component (GO): cytoplasm
Molecular function (GO): UTP:glucose-1-phosphate uridylyltransferase activity
Source: RefSeq, a predicted model, not a curated record